Messenger RNA from Diospyros lotus (date-plum), 1686 nucleotides. RefSeq lists its product as uncharacterized. The coding region runs from base 419 to 1381 and encodes 320 amino acids. Lineage: Eukaryota; Viridiplantae; Streptophyta; Magnoliopsida; Ericales; Ebenaceae. The record is from RefSeq and is a predicted model, not a curated record. The transcript has 3 exons.
AUGGGAUUACGUGAGCUUGGAGCGUCACCUUUCACCACCAGACAUAAAUCAAGCCCUUCUCAUUUUUCUGGUUUUGCCCUUCCUGUCUCUCUCCCAUCGCUUGCGUUACUUGUCAUUCCACUCUCCACUUCACACUCACAAGCUGAUCUUCGUAUGGGUUCUUCUUCUUCCGGUUGAAUCGAUUCGAAAGGAGGCCAUCAUUUUCCUUGAAUAGCUCCUGAAUCUCGCACACUAGGAAAGUAAGAACCAAACACAACAGCUUUCUCAAUCAGAUUUCUCCGAACAAAGGAAAAAAAAGGGGAGAAAAAGUAGAUUCAUAGCGGUCUUCUUUUACUCUCCCCAAGUUCCAAACCAUACACGUGAGGAUAUGAGAAUCUGACCGUUUUCAAUAGAUUGAAGAGUUAUACGUACGCGGUGAAUGAGCAGGAGAAUGGAGAAAUUGGCUCCGCGUUUGAUGAUUUGCGCUUUCUUUUUCUUGCUCGUUGAUCCGUCAAUCGCCGGUUUGCUCGCCGAACCGGCACAACCUCUGAAACCGGGAGAAUAUUCUUCUCCGAACACAGUCCCGGCAUUUCCCGUCCAGACCGAGACGCCGACGUGCCGGCUAGACCUAUCGGCGGAGCUCUUCGGCGGCGUGAAGGACGCCUGUGGCCAGAACCUUGACAGGAGCCGCUGCUGCCCCGUGCUGGCGGCAUGGCUGUUCGCGGCUCACGCUCGCACGGCGCUCCAGGUCCCGGCGGCUUCUCCGCCGGCUUCCUCCGAGCUGCCGAUGAUGCCGGACGAUUCGCAGAAGUGCGUCAACUCGCUCCAGACCUCGCUGCAGGGCCGCAACAUCCACAUUGCCCAGCCAAAUGCUUCUUGCGACACCGUGCUCUGCUUCUGCGGCAUCCGGCUCCACCAGAUCACGUCCUUAAGCUGCCCCGCAGCCUUCAACGUCACCGCUCAUCGGAAUGCGACGCCGACAGCCGCCGUCAGGAAUCUCGAGCGUAAUUGCCGGAACUCGUCCUACGCCGGAUGUACAAAAUGCCUCGGAGCUUUACAGAAGCUGAAGAGCGGGGGCAAAAACGGAAGCGAUGACGGGGACCGGGCGAACAAGAUGUUCAACCGCGAUUGCCAGCUCAUGGGGCUGACGUGGCUGCUGGCUCGCAACAAGACGGCGUACAUCCCCACCGUCUCGGCCGUUCUGCGCGCCCUCAUGUACAGUGCGCACCCACCCCACCAGUCCAAGUGCAGCCCCGACCAGGAGAACAUGCCACUAGCCGUCGACUCUCUCCAGUUCGAGAAGCCCGAUGCGUCGUCAUCUGCUGCUCCGUUCUGGUUUCCACUUUUGCCCCUCUUCACCGCCUCGCUUUCUUCCGUGUUACUGCUCCGCUUCGUAUUUUGACAGCCGUCUGUCUGCGUCUCUUUCUGCAUGAGCUUUGUCGGGUUCGUUCACGUGACGGCUGAACCUGAAGCUAGUCGACAAAGCCUGGUAAGCAACAAUUCCGGAGCCUAUUUUUGUCUUUCUGCUCGCCCCCGCUGUAAAUUUCAGGGUGUCACAUUUUUAGGCUUGCGCUUUGAUAUGCUUUGGACGAGUAAAUCGCAAAUCCCUUCCGCUUGCCUUUCCCUUCUAGGUUUUGAUUACUGUGCCCACGUAUUUUAUUUUCUUUUUUCACCAAAAAUGAUAUUUAAUUUUACUCUUCAACAGCC